Molecule: messenger RNA, 585 nt
Organism: Sinocyclocheilus anshuiensis
Lineage: Eukaryota; Metazoa; Chordata; Actinopteri; Cypriniformes; Cyprinidae
Product: OCIA domain-containing protein 1-like
Exons: 8
Coding region: 1-585 (194 amino acids)
Cellular component (GO): endosome
Source: RefSeq, a predicted model, not a curated record
AUGAACUCUUACAGCACAGUCGAGGAAGAAGAGCAGCGGUAUCCGUCCCAGCAGUCUCCAGCCGACCCUGAACGGCCAGGAAAUACAGGUCCCACAGGAAUUGACCACAUCCCCACAGAGGAGGAGAGGAGGGUGUUCAGGGAGUGCAACCAGGAAAGCUUCUGGUACAGAUCUCUUCCUAUAUCUGUCAUCAGCAUGGGCUUCACUCAGUUCCUUAUCUCUAGAGGUGCUCUUACAGCCUCCGGUAGAUUUGGAUCUUUGCCCAAAGUAGCUUGUGAGUUUACCCAUAAGCACCCGGAACCGAGUGAUCCAAACAAAGCCGACUUUGAGCCGGCCUUUCAACUUGAUGAUCAGAGGAAUCAGUCCUUCUCCUAUUCGAGUGAUUUCACUUACAUGUCCUCAGCAACUCACUCUGACACCCAAAUUACAGCAGAACCAAUUUACAUUGAGGAGGAUGUACAGAAGAAACACAUUCUGUACGAGGAGCUGCGGAGUAAGAACAGGGAAAACUAUGAAGUUACGACUCCGAAACCAGAGACACUGUUGAAGCCUUCGGCCGAGACCAACCCAGCCAAGAGAGGUUGA